AUGGCUUACAAUAACUAUGCCCCGCCGGGAUCGUAUGGCAGGCCGCCGUAUGGAGGUUUCCCACCUAACAUGGGCCCUCCGCCAGCCAUGGGUGCCGCACCUGGUAUGUCGCCUCCUCCAGGCAUGAGCCCCGCUGCCACCCCUCUUCCUGGCCGUCCUUCCUCAGUCGCUGCGCCCUUCGCUCCGCCGCAAAACUUGCCCGACAUCAAUUUCAACGCUCCUGUCAUUCGUCUCGGUGUCAGCCAGUCCAACUCCAAGCCCUCUCCCUACGGCUAUGAUUCGCGCGCCCCCGAUAAUGCUUCCGGUAACCGCUCCCGUCAAGGUCUAGGCGCCGACCAGAGAUUGCCUCGCGAAACCGUUCAACUCGUCCCCCCUACCUUGGAAGAAGUUAGCAGAACCAUUUUCAUCGGAGGCUUGGUUGAAGGUGUCCCCGAUGAUGCCCAGCUUGAGGAUAUCUUGGGUGCUGGUGGUCAAGGUCCUGUGAAGCUGCGCCGCUGGACCCGUGUGACAGAUGCUGACGGCAAGCCUUGCCGCUUUGGUUUCGCCGAGUACGAGGACGCUGGUGCUCUACAACUCGCCACGGAAAUUUUCAAGGACGUCGAGGUUCCUCUGCGCGAAAAGGGCAAACUUCUGAAAGAUGAAGAGGGAAACGUCAAGAAGGCUACACUCAUGGUUGUUGUCGAUCAGAAUUCGCUCGAAUACAUCGAGAAGUGGUCCAAGCCUUCUGCUGAAGAGUUGCAAUUCCGCCUGGACACGGCAAAGGAUGAUCUAAAUCGUGUUCUGGCUCAAUUGUCCUCCAAGGAUUCUUUGACUAAUGGCGCAGACAAGAACGGAGAUAUUGUCAUGGAAGAUGGUCACAAACCAGAUGGCGCUGAAGUCAUCACUAUUCCCGUUUCUGCCGAAGACGAGUUAUCCGACAUUCCUGCCGAGAUGCGCGAGACGGUCGCUGCCGAGAUCAAGUCUUUCAGGGAUCGCAGCAUCCAGCGUGAUCUUGAGCGCUUGCGCAAGGAGGAAGAGCUGGAAGCCGCCGAACGCAACAGAUCCGCCCCUAGACCCAGUCGUCUUGCCUCCCCGCCUCCAUCUGCCCCCUCAGGUCCUGGAGGUGUCAACGGUGUGCCCGUUGGUCCUCGCGAUCGCACCGUUGCUGGAGCUCCUUCGGGUCCCAAAGGUUACAGAGGAGCUCAGAUGCCCAAGGACUAUGUCGAUGGCGUCAACUUUGUCAACGGAAAGCAAGAAGAUGACGAUGACCCGGCUUCUGACUCGGAACUCGAACGUCGUCGCGAAGAAAAGAAGAAUGCAGAACUGGAGAAGGUUUACUUGGAUCAAGAAAGACGCUGGCUCAACGUGGAAAGAAGACAUAUCCAGGCGCUCGCACGUGCUGAUGCCGAAGAGGAGGCAGAACAAAGCGCUCGCCAACAGCGUCGCGAAUCUCUGGCACAAAAAUACCGGGAAUUUGAUGACGAGGAGGAGUUGCGCAGACCUACCGAACUCUUCUAUCGCGAUCGCAAGGCAUGGAUUCGCGCACGCAGAGACUUCAAGCACGCCGAGCGUUCAAGAGACGAGAAGGACCGCGAUGAUGAGAGAAAAGAACGUGCACGCGAGCAGCGCAAGAUGGACGGUGCUCGCGGUUUGGCCGACGACUUCCUGGCCGAAACUGGACAAGAGCUGUCGCGCAAUGCCACGAAACCUCAACCGAGAGCCUUCACCCUCAACCUGGGCAGUCUCGGUGCCAACAAUGCUGCUCGCGAGGAAUCAGAGGAACCGGAAGAGCAACAGAAGAAGGGCGUCGCGAAGCAGCAGACCAUGGCCGAGAUGGAAGGUCUGCUCGACGACGAAGAAGACAACACUCUUGGAAGCGGAGAUCGCAAGAAGGCACUGCUGCGCGCAGUCGAUUUCAAACCACUUGCCGCCGGCGAAAAGAUGAACGACGACGAACGUCAAGCCGCCACUCGCGCACUCGCCGCAUCCAUCCCUACAUCCCUCACCGAUCUCUUCGGCUGGCCUGUCAAAUGGGCACACCUCCCCGACUCGGUCAUCCGCGAGCAACUGCGCCCUUACGUCCAAAAGAAGAUUUUCGAAUCGCUGGGUGUGCAGGAAGACAUGCUGGUCGAGGUCAUCGAAGGUGUCGUCCGCAGACAUGGUCGUCCUGAGGAGAUUGUGGAAGAGCUUAGUGACACCCUUGAUGAGGAAGCUGAAGGUCUUGCGAGAAAAGUAUGGCGCAUGGUCGUUUUCUUCUCCGAGUCCGAGGCUAGAGGGUUGGUCGUCAGGGAGUAG
Messenger RNA from Aureobasidium pullulans EXF-150, 2274 nucleotides. RefSeq lists its product as uncharacterized. Gene Ontology annotation, biological process: mRNA processing. Gene Ontology annotation, molecular function: mRNA binding. The coding region runs from base 1 to 2274 and encodes 757 amino acids. The record is from RefSeq and is a predicted model, not a curated record. The transcript has 3 exons. Lineage: Eukaryota; Fungi; Ascomycota; Dothideomycetes; Dothideales; Saccotheciaceae. Gene Ontology annotation, cellular component: spliceosomal complex.